UUUUUUUAUAAAUAUUCUCAAAAUAUUAAUUAAAAUCCUUUCAUUUAAUUUUAGCCUGGAAAAAUUCAAGUCAAGGCCUCCAUUUUUUCCCCAUAUAGAUUGCAAGAAGAGAAUAUGGCCUUUGCGAUUCCCGACUCUGGAAUCACUCGCAUAUCUACUUCCAAUCGAAACGCAUCGUUUUGUCCCCAGUUUCACCGCCGGAGUCCCACCUUAGUUUCGAGCACGGAAUCCCCAAGAUUGCCUGUAAUUCGGUGUUCAAUAAUAAAUUCCAACGGCGGCGAGACCCUCAGAACAUGCAAGAACUGCAAAACCCAAUUUGAGCCUUCUCUCAAUCACCCUCGCGCUUGUCGAUUCCACACUGCCCAUUUUGGAGGGGAAACAAAGAGGAAGUUUGAGAGUGUGUAUACUGGAGGCACUAUGGAUACUCCUGACUCGGGCCGGGUUUUCCAAUACUGGCAUUGUUGUGGAUCUGAAGAUCCUUUUGACCCUGGCUGUACUGCUGCUUCUCACUCCUCGUAUGAUGAUUGAUAUGGUUGACAAUCUUUCUGCAAACAAAACACGGUUCUGUUCUUUGUGUGGCCACAGAACACUAAGCCUUAUAUUGCCAGUCUGCAAUUGGCAAUCCCUUUUCUUGCUCUGUCCAUUGUGUUCCUAUGAAGAUUGACAUUUAUUGAGUUGAAGUCUGAACUUCUUGUCGGAUUCUAAAGGAUUUUAUGUGAAAGCAUAAGACAACAAUCUGCUUUUUGGACUUUAGACACUUUCUUCAAUUAAAAAAUCUCGGUGAAAGAGGGCAAGUAUGGGGGGGGGGCGGGGUGAGGCCUAUAUUGGGAUUCUGAGUAGAAAUUAAAAUUGUACUUCAGAAUCACCCUUGUAGUCAAGUUCCAUGAGAUUGGUGACAAACUUUUUCUCUCAGAUUCUCGCAUUUUUUAUCAAUUCCUUUGCCCUGCCCAUAACAGGGCCUUCACAAGCAUUCCUCCAUGCGAGUCUGGUCUUUUACUAGCUGCAGGAGCAAUGCCUCUUCUACACCAUUUGGUAUUCUAUGAUUUCUUUUUUCGGGGUAUGCUUCUCUUUAGGAAGGAAAUGGGAGUGAAGGAAGCACUGAUGAGGAGAAAAGGCAUUUGAUUCCGUUGAUGAAUCGGAUUAGAACUUAAAGAAGAAUCUGAUGGAGAAAUGGAAGUUCUGGCUAAAGCAUAUACGGACAGACAUGAACAUUGAGCCCCUUGGAAGAUUGACACCGUGUUGCUUCUACAUGAUUAUUAUUAUUAUUAUUGAGAUAAAUUACACUUUCAUCCCUAAUUUUAGUAUAAUGAAUGGAUAAUUUCAAUAUUUUUAAAAUUAAACAAUUAA
Molecule: messenger RNA, 1347 nt
Organism: Manihot esculenta (cassava)
Lineage: Eukaryota; Viridiplantae; Streptophyta; Magnoliopsida; Malpighiales; Euphorbiaceae
Exons: 3
Coding region: 115-528 (137 amino acids)
Source: RefSeq, a predicted model, not a curated record